Messenger RNA from Heterobasidion irregulare TC 32-1, 558 nucleotides. RefSeq lists its product as uncharacterized. Bases 1 to 558 code for a protein of 185 amino acids. The record is from RefSeq and is a predicted model, not a curated record. The transcript has 4 exons. Lineage: Eukaryota; Fungi; Basidiomycota; Agaricomycetes; Russulales; Bondarzewiaceae.
AUGGAAAAUUCUAUGGCAUAUUGUCUGUUGAUGGAAAACGGGAGAAAACUAAGAUCGCUAACUCAGGCAGUACUCCAGUGUGAAAUGAAUCUUUCUCCUUUGCGUAGGGAUAAGCGCAUCGGCGGAAUCUCUGAAUCAAUCGCAACUUUGUGUCCAUCGAUCCUCGACGGCAGGAGCCACAGCAUAACCAAGACGAUCUUAGAGGGAACCUCUGCCCAUGUCGGUUUUCGUCUUGCAGUUAAAGUUGACAAUCCACCAGAACCAGCCAAUCUCCUUAGCAGUGCUAAGGCUGCUUUAUCUAACAUGAAAUCACCCGCAAGCCCUAUCGCCUUGGCAAUCGGAGCUUCAACAUCCGCUCUCGAACCUGUGAAGGACUUUGUCGAUAAUUGGACGGCCCUCUUAAGCCAAGUCCAAACUUUUUGUGAAUUGAUGGAUGGUAUCGCUGAGGUGCAUCCGUACGCAAAAAUGGCCUGGAGCGUUAUAUCUAUACCACAGAAGGUUUUUCAUCUCGACCUCGACGAUGUGUCUCGCGAUGCUGACCAAAUUUCGUGCUCAUGA